Messenger RNA from Pocillopora meandrina, 405 nucleotides. The record is from the annotation of a GenBank genome assembly. Lineage: Eukaryota; Metazoa; Cnidaria; Anthozoa; Scleractinia; Pocilloporidae.
AUGAGCGGAAAGCGGCUUAAGCCGUUUUCUUUCGACGCUACUUUUGUAGACAAAAGUGGAAAGAAAUCGAGGAAAACUUUUUCGCUAACGGCGGAAUCCACGCUUCGUACCCCACGAACCUGUUCAGUUGAAAAUGAACAACCUGAGAUCGUCGAACCUUUCUCGUUUGAGGAGUUUAGUGAGAGCGGUUCUGGUCUAUCUUCGUACGAGAAAAGACAUAUCGCCAACAUCCAGAAAUGGGACAACAUAAGAAGACAGUUGUUUGAUUCUUAUGUGGAGAAUGCUGUUUUCCGACUGACACAACAUGUGUUUACUGCCUCCAAGAACCAGCAACACUGCGAUGUCAAUAUUGUGGCCCCAAGCAGUACUUCUGCCUUGAAUGUGCUAAUAUUUUGCACAGUGUGA